AGUAGGAGGAACCAUCAGUGACAUCAUGGCGCCAGACAAAAGGCCCCCCCGCCGGAUGACAGUGACGGAGGUGGAGGUGUUCCUGAGGGACCCCCCAGCUGGUUUCACCGUGGAGGAGGCCCCAGGUUCGGGUUACCGAGUCCGCAGCGACCCGGAGAAGGUCCUGGUGCUCAUCGAUGACUUCCAGGGCUGCAGAGGGAAAAUAGUUUUCCAGAACUCGCCAGGAAGGAAAGUGAAGAUGCACGAUCUGUGGGAGUACACCAGCAUGAGAAAGAGCCUCCUGUCCAAGAGGAUCUAUCUGCUGACCUCUGCCUGCCAGGAACACUUCUCAGCCGGCCACAGAAAGGCAGCGAAUGAAGUGAGAGUGCUGCAGCAGUACGUGGUGUCCAUCGACGGCAGCGACCCUCUGAUCAAGUGGCAGCUGGAGCGAGGCCUGGACUGGACCAUCUCUUCUGUGGCUGGAGAAAGCUACAGGGUGGAUAUCGACUUGGCCGAAACGCUUGAAAACUGGGCCGCAAAAAACAUCCACAUCGAAAGUGACAAACUACUCAAAGUGGAGCCCGUGUGGCGAGACGCCUCCUUCACCCUCAAGUACUACUCUGACGCCCUCUUUGAUUUCCCUCACUGGUUUGGCUUCAGCAAAAGGAACUUUAAGUUGAGACUGACAUGAUCCAGCAGCGGAGGAAGAUCUGGGAGAAAUCGAGAGUCUGCUCAGGGUUCGGUGGCGUUUCUAGAUCAACAGACGAUUGGUUCUAAUACCGAACUUCUCGGUGAAGGCCCAGUUCUACCUCGUUGGACGCAUGGGUCCAAAUGUUUCUUGUGCUCAGUGGAUGGAAACUACAGAUGAGGACUGGCAAAGAAUUUCUGAAUGACAUGAAGAUUAUAUAGGGAAAUUAUACGUUUAAAUAGAUUUGUUUGAAAGAGGUUUUCGUCAGUAAACACAUUUACAUCCUGAUUUGCACACGUUUGUAUUGUAUUGUACGUUGAAGAGGUUCCAGAGGAUUUUCUAUUUUUGACCAAACUCAAAUUCAAUAAAUGCUUUUACAAAACAAA
Molecule: messenger RNA, 1053 nt
Organism: Limanda limanda (common dab)
Lineage: Eukaryota; Metazoa; Chordata; Actinopteri; Pleuronectiformes; Pleuronectidae
Product: mesenteric estrogen-dependent adipogenesis protein-like
Exons: 5
Coding region: 26-670 (214 amino acids)
Source: RefSeq, a predicted model, not a curated record